UUGGCCUAUCUGUGAUGGCGUAUGCCGGUAGUUUUGAAUGUUAUGAAUAGUAAACAAUUAUUUUUAGUGUGUUUAUUUUCAUGUCGUAAUUGGAAUGGUUGUUGUCACACAUAUUUAUAAAAAUAGGUUAAAAUGAGUGUUGUGUUUCAAGACAACAUCGGUUGGGUUUUAUCUCACGACAUGUUCGUGAAAAGUAUUUAUGGUGAAGUCUAUGACAAUAACGUUACGUGUAGGUUAGAGUUCGACCCAGCACUGUUUAAGAUUGAAACUCCAUUUAUAAAUAAAGCACCUAUCGACUCAGAUAAUUCGUUGGGCUCAGAUAAUUCCGGUAAUUUGUGGUUUUCACCCAAGAAGAAAAGAAGAACUAACAGAAACGGCGCCGAAAGUACGAAUAACAGUGCAGAGCAAGUAGUUAAUCUUGUGGCAAACAAAUCAUCAGUUUUACUUAACAAUGCAAAGAAACAGGGUGUGUUCAAUUGUGAGCCAUCAUCAUCAGAUACCUUAAGAAGAAACGAAGAUGCUAGAAACCUAUCAGUUAUAUUUUACAAAGAAAACUCUGAUGAACAAAAUAAGACAUUUCAUGGAGCCAACAAUCAGGAGUUUCCCAUAAUAGUGUCACAUGGAGAGAAAAAGUAUGUUUUCCCACCAAGGUGUAUGUUCUUUAAUAAUGAUAUAAGCAACUUGAACCAGAAAUUGGAUGUCCUUGGGAAGUUCGAUCUGCUGCUCUUGGACCCACCUUGGUGGAAUAAAUAUAUACGAAGGAAGAAACAAAAGUCUCGUGAAUCAAGUUACAGUAUGAUGUAUGAUGAGGACCUGUUAAAAUUGCCAGUUGCAUCCUUAAUAGCUCCUGGUGCACUUGUUGCAGUAUGGUGCACAAAUUCUGAAACACACAUAAAUACAAUGAAAAAUAAAAUAUUUCCUUCUUGGGGAAUUGAGUGUGUCAGCAAAUGGUACUGGCUGAAGGUCACUCGGAGUGGUAUACCAGUUUGCAAUUUCUCUGAACCUCCUAAUAAGCAGCCAUUUGAGCAAAUACUCUUUGCACAUCAACUGUGUACACCAAGAAGUUUUCCAUUACCAGAAGAUGGAAAAAUAGUUAUUAGCGUCCCAAGUGCUAUUCAUUCACACAAACCUCCUCUGACAGAAAUACUGUCAGCAUAUCUGCCAAAUAAUGCCAAGUGUCUUGAGCUCUUUGCAAGAUACUUGCUACCUGGAUGGACUAGCUGGGGAAAUGAAGUCCUGAAAUUGCAGACUUUAUCAUUGUAUCAGUCCCAUGUAAUCUCUCGGACAGGAGAAAAUGUAAGUUUCAGCUUGAGGUUUUUGUGAAACCUCAAAAUUGAAAUUUCUCUUUUGGUUUGCAGAUGUAUUUGAGGGUUCAGCCUGGAGCAAAAGAAGUUUUUCUUGUUCACUGCUUAUCAAAGAUUUUUCCUUGCUGCUACAACCUCAGCACAUUUCCUUUAUUUUGCUAUAAAAGAUUAAUAAUGGACAAAUAUAUGCUGUUCAGUUUGUGUAAUGUGAUUCUGUUAAUUCAGUGUA
Molecule: messenger RNA, 1533 nt
Organism: Schistocerca serialis cubense
Lineage: Eukaryota; Metazoa; Arthropoda; Insecta; Orthoptera; Acrididae
Gene: Mettl4
Product: N(6)-adenine-specific methyltransferase METTL4
Exons: 5
Coding region: 133-1323 (396 amino acids)
Cellular component (GO): RNA N6-methyladenosine methyltransferase complex; nucleus
Molecular function (GO): methyltransferase activity
Source: RefSeq, a predicted model, not a curated record